GGGCAAAUGAUGGCACAACGCCUCUCUUUGCCCGGGCGCAGCGAGGCUGCAGAACACUCGCAGCUGCUUCUGCGCGUGCGACCCUGCGAGAAGCCUUCGCCAAUGGUGACGGUGCACGAUCGCGAAGCAAAAGUGGAGGUGGCUCUGGACACGGGACACCACUCCUCCCCCGGCUCCUCUGGGGCACCCACCACCACGACGUUGCACUUCGACAAGGUCUUUCGGGAGGAUCAACAGGAGCUUUUCGCUCAGCUUCAACCUGCUCUUCUGGCGUGUCUAGGUGGUGCCUCAUGUACGGUGUUGGCACAUGGAGGUCCCCAAAGUGGGAAGUCCUUUGCUCUCUCCGGACUCUUUACAUCUGGCGAGACGCACGGUAUCGCUCCACGUGCCAUCCAAGUGAUCACGGAGGAGAUUGAGCGCAUGACUGGGAGCGUCCCAGCCGUGGAGGCUUCAUUCUUUGAGCUUCAACAGGAUGCCGUUUGCGAUUUGCUCUCAGCCAGCGCUCCUCGCGUGGCUAUGAGGGAGACGACCCAGCCCCCCUUUGUGGCUCUGGACCAGCACCUGACGGCCAUGAAGUGUGAUGGAGCCAGUGGAUUUAACCGAUUGUUGGAUGCCUACUUCACAGGAUUGGAACAUCGACGGAAGGGAAACCACACCUGUUUCCAGAUCACCUUCACGAGAGGCAAUCGCAAGAGGUCCUACCUUCGCCUCAUCGAAAUGGUAUGGCCGCGGCCGCAGGCUGGAAAGAAUCCAGGUGCAGGGAAGGCCUCUGUCGCGUUGGAGCAGGUUCUUCAGAGCAAGCUCUCUGGUAGCAGCUGCGGAUACAGAGGAGCACCCUUGGCGUUGUUGUUGAAACCUUGCCUUGAAGGCGCCAGUUCCCUGUGUUUCAUCCACUGCCUGCGCCUGGAACAGGCCCACUUGAGUCAGCUGGUGACCGCGGCUCCGUUGUUGACAAAGAUCUUCCAAUGGAUGAGUAAUGAGAGGAAGUUGUUGAACAAGAACAAACACACUGAAGGUUCACCACCGCCGCCGCGCCAAAGCCGCGGCCCUGUGGUGCCGCCGCUGCAUUUGGACGCUCACUUGGGCAGUACAGGCGGCAGCUGCACCCUGAGCACCGAGCCACUGGAAGAUGUGGAUGGUGUCACAGCCACUUCAGGUGCUGACCCCACCAGUGCCUCGGGUGCCAGCUCGGACAGCAACACCAGGAGGUCUCCCUCGAAGUCUGCGCCAAUGGUGGGAGCCACCUCUGAGGACACCGUCACCGGCGGAGAAGGUGGCACUGGUGAAGCAAGCGCGGGUGUGAAACACUUGCUGUCCGACAGCACGGAGGAGGAGGAUUGUCAGGUGAACAAGCUGAUUGCCCAGCUGCUACAGGUGAAGCGCCGAACGGUGGAAGCGCUUGAACAGGAUGCACGCUGUUCCUCUGGAGCUUUUCAAGAGUUGGACUCGUUGUUGGGCCACAUCAUGUCCACACGUGAGGCACAUGGCAGCGGACCCGAUGAGAGGGAAACCAAUCUGAAGCUGGUCUAUGAACAGGUCUAUCGUUCGAUCCAGCGGUCCACAGAGGAGGUUUCGAAGAUCCGCCAUGAGAUUCAGGAACUGGAAUCCUUCUGCCGCAAGGGCUACAUCCCACCACUCUAUGACGCCUACUCCGCUUCUCAACAGGACAUCCAGAAGAUGAAAGACAUGCAGCAAGCAGCCUCGCGCGUCACGGAAGAAAAGGAGGAGGCCAAGGGCAAGUUGAACAUCAGCGUGCCCUGGGCUGUGGAGGCUUCUCCACAGGUGAUUGAGAUCCCGCAGCUUCCCCUGUCAUGUCUUCAGGGUGACCCUUCCGACGGGCCGCUGCCACAGCCCUACAUCGAGGGUACAGCCUCUGCAUCAAGUUCCAGUGGAUCUUCCAGUAGUUCCGCCCCGGGCACCGAUGUGCGCCGCGCCUCUUUCACCGCGGGCUACACGGUGCCGGUGGUGGCGCCGCCCACCGGCCACGCCGGCCUCGCCGGCCACGCCCUGGCGGUGAAUCCGCCCAGCUGGGCGCAGGCCAUGAAGGAUCCAACCCCAGGUACCAUUCACAAGGCUCCGCCCUUGUCAAUCACACCGCCCAUGCCCAUGGCCUUCUCGCGGCUGCCAGGCGCGGGCUCUCCAUUGCUGCCGUAUCGCCCUGUGACCCCUCCAGUUUGGGAAGCCCAACGGGACCCCACGAGUCCAUGGAGUAUCCCAAAUCAAAAUCUCCAGCUUGCAUGCAUCAUGAUGUUUCCUGGCCGCUUGUCGUUUCAGCAUUGGCCCAACACGUCCCUUUUUCAGAGCCGCGCGCCGCCUGAACGAUUUUCAAUGGCCAAGAGGAGCUCCGCACUGUCUUUGCUGUUGGCCUUGGGCCUUUUUUACGGCCUCCUGUCCCGUGCCUUUGUGUCCAGCGUGUCUGGAGGGCGCACAAGCCACUCUGCACUCCGCGCAGGUGGCGUCAGCGUUCCCACCGGCCUGGUUUGGCCUUCUGCGGAAGCGGAAGAGAAGCUGCGGGAGGUGGAUGGCAUCAAGCUCUACCCGACCCAUGCUUGGAAGGAUGACAUGGAUCCCAUCUUGGAAGCCAGCGGCAAGAUGGAGGACACUCCAGUGAUUGUGGGCGUGGCAGCAGAUUCCGGCUGCGGAAAGUCCACCUUCCUUCGUCGCAUCCUGGGUGCACUGGGCACGGAGGUCAAGCCUGGGCACACCGCCAUCGGUGACAUGAUGACCGUCAUCUGCCUGGAUGACUAUCACACCAACGACCGCGCCGGGCGCAAGGCCACUGGUCUUACUGCGCUGGAUGCCCGGGAGAACGACUUCGAUCUGAUGGGCGUGCAGAUGGAGGCGCUGAAAACAGGCAAGGCGGUGUACAAGCCCAUCUACAACCACAACACCGGCAACAAGGACACUCCUGAGUUGAUCGAGCCCAACAAGAUCAUGGUCUUUGAAGGAUUGCACCCCAUCUACGAUGAGAAGGCUCGAUCGCAGUUGGAUUUGGCCAUCUACAUUGACAUCGUGAACGACGUGAAGUUUGCCUGGAAGGUGCAACGUGACGUGGCAGAGCGCGGCUGGACUGAGGAGCAGGUCCGAGAGGACAUUGAGAAGCGCUUGCCGGACUUCUCGAAGUACGUGGACCCGCAGAAGGCCGAUGCCGAUGUGAUCUUGCGUUACGAGCCUUCGGAUCAGGGCCUGCCUUACCUGAAGGUGAAGUUGAUCCAGAAGAAGGACGGCAAGUUCCCCAUGAUCACCCUGAAGAAAGACAUUACACUGACCGGUAGCAAGCCUGGAGCCGUGAUCAAGAUGUACGAUGACGAGUGGUUUGGCAGCGCCGUGACGGUGGUGGAGAUGGACGGCGAGAUCGACAUGGACAACAUGGAGGAACAGCUGAAGGAGAUUGAAUCCAACAUGGAGGGCCUUCCUUCCAAGACAGACAGCGAACUGACCGAGGCCAUGGUGGGUCUCAAGAGCAGCCCCGGAUCCCAGAACGGCACCGGGCUCCUGCAGACCGUGAUCGCCAUGAAGGUGCGUGAGAUCUACGAGAAGAUCACUGGCAAGGCGGCCUGA
Cladocopium goreaui is the source of this 3561-nucleotide messenger RNA. Lineage: Eukaryota; Dinophyceae; Suessiales; Symbiodiniaceae. The record is from the annotation of a GenBank genome assembly.